Malaclemys terrapin pileata is the source of this 2281-nucleotide messenger RNA. It is a transcript of the gene ANGPTL5, whose product is annotated as angiopoietin like 5. NCBI's taxonomy places the organism in Eukaryota, Metazoa, Chordata, Testudines, Emydidae. The transcript has 8 exons. The record is from RefSeq and is a predicted model, not a curated record. The coding region runs from base 73 to 1245 and encodes 390 amino acids.
ACCUCAUAGUGAACAAGCCUUUCCACAGAAAUUUGAAACCUGUUGAAGCGUUUGCAUUUCUUCAAGUAAAAGAUGAUCCAGUUUAGUCCAACUUCAUUGAUCUGUCUAAAUAUCAUUUUUUUCAUUGGGGGUGAGACUGUGCUAGGUAAUGUCAGACCCUGUUCUACUAAGGGUAUACUCAAUGGUAGUGCUAUGGAAACACCACCCAAGACUGCAGAGAAAAAUACAUCAACAGCUAUUUCAAAACAAAAGGAACAAUGCCUUGUGCCAUGUGAUAUUCAAGCUAAAAUGUUACGAGGAGAAAAACAUUACAUGUGCAGAAAUUUGCAGAACUCUCUUGUUGAAUAUGCAAGAAGUACAAAAAAACUGGUAAGAAAUAUGAUGGAUGACCAACAAUCUUCUUUGGAUUAUCUUUCUAAUCAGGUGAGUGAACUUAUGAACAGGGUCCUACUUUUGAAUGCAGAAGUUUUGAGAAAACAUUUGGAUCCACUUCCUUACAAAGCAGUUCAGUCUCAUGGACUGGAUUGCACCGAUAUUAAAGAUACCAUAGGUUCAGUUGCAAAAACUCCCAGCGGUCUGUACAUAAUCCAUCCAGAAGGAUCAAAUUACCCUUAUGAGGUUUUGUGUGAUAUGGAUUUUAAAGGAGGGGGAUGGACUGUGAUUCAGAAAAGAACCGACGGGGUAAUUGACUUCCAAAGAAAUUGGUCAGAAUACCUGGAUGGAUUUGGAGAUCUUUCAGGGGACUUUUGGCUUGGACUGAGGAAAGUUUUUCAUAUAGUAAAUCAGAAAACAACAAGCUUUAUGCUUUAUGUGGGUUUGGAAUCUGAAGAUGACACAUAUGCCUAUGCAUCUUAUGACAACUUUUGGCUAGAGGAUGAAGCGUGUUCCUUUAAAAUCCAUGUAGGGCGUUAUUCAGGAACUGCUGGUGAUGCAUUUCGAGGAUACAGAAAGGAGGAUAACCAGAAUGCAAUGCCCUUUAGCACUUUUGAUGUAGAUAAUGAUGGAUGCAACCCAGUAUGCUCUAUCCAAGAGCAGCCUGUGAAGAGCUGCAGUAAUUUCAGCGAUAACACUGGCUGGUGGUUCAAUCAGUGUGGCCUUGCAAAUCUCAAUGGUGUUCAUCGUUUCACGGGAAAGUUUCUUGCAACAGGGAUUCAUUGGGAUACGUGGGCAGAGAAUAAUAAGCUAAUCAGAAUUAAAUCAGUUUCAAUGAAAAUUAGAAGAACCUAUAAUCCGUAUUUCAAAUAGCAGCCUAUUAACGUAGAAUUAUAGCUUUUCUAGCAAUUAUGCUGGUUGAUAUAUCAGCAUAAUCUUAAAGCCUCUCACAUGUAGUUAAAUAAUCCAGUUUUACGAAUUAUGUUAAAUAUUUACAUACAGUACUACUUUGUUAACUGCACUUUUCAGCACUACUUAAUCAAUUUUAUUUCCUUUAUGAAAUUAUGCCUGAUGAUAUUAUACUACCGUAUGUCACUAUAGCUCAGUGGGUUAGCACCCUCACCUCUGCAUGAGAAGGUCCUACGUAUAAUAUUUAUCAUAUGAGCACAAGACUUUUUGCAUUCAUUAAUUUCUAUUCAGCUGCCUCUUAUGAAAUUCUCAGAACUGGUGGCAGCAUUUUAACACACACAUCUUUGCAUUUCCCAUUUUUUUUAAAUAAUAAAGUGAUAGUAAUGCUGACUUUUGAAAUUAGUUUCUCUGCAUAUCUGAGUUGCCAAGAAACUAUCAGAAAAAAAAUCUAUUAUCAGUAAAAUGCAGCAAAACACAUGUGUGUCAUUAAGAUGAUUUAGAAAAAUAUAUUAUUUCCUUUAUCUGACAUGAAUUUCCAGACUCCUGCAAUCCUUACUUAAGCAAGACUCUCACGGAUUUCAAUAGAAAUCCCAUUAGAGUAGGGUCAACAUGGUCAAGGAUACUUUCAGAUCUGAUUUGUAAACUAGUUAGGUAUGCACUUCCAUGCCCCAAACUAUGGCUCUAUUUUGCACUCACAAAUGCAUGGCUGAUUUCUUUAACAAGUGAGUCCUUAAUAUGUAAAACAGAUUUAGGGCUUUCUAAUGCCCUAAAUUAUGAAUUCACUAAAAAUGAAUGCGUGCACAACAUGCAUGAUCACCAACAGAACUUGUAGGAAUUUCAAAAUGUCUUUGAAAUUGUAAUUUUUGGAACUAUGGACCUGAUCUUGCAUCUCUCACUCUAUAGAAGUGCCUAUUAUAUUAAGUAAUCUGGAUUGUUUGUAUUUUUUUCUUUCAGUAAAAAUGCACGGCCAUCAAUAAAAAUAUGAAUAUUGUCAGAGCAA